CCGAGCGCCCGCCCCUCCAUCUAUCACAUGGCCGGAGAGUCACAAAAACAACAGCUUUGGCCAAGACCGUGACUUCAGGAAGGGAGCUCAGGGCCCUCGCCGCCAGCCCCCUCCCCAUGGAGGACAGUUUUCUGGAAUCGUUCGAGAGGCUGAGCCUCCAACAGCGGCAGCACCAGCCGCCUCCUCGGCCGCCGCCCGCGCGGGGGCCGCCUCCGCGCCGCCACAGCUUUAGGAAACACCUCUACCUCCUGCGCGGCCUCCCGGGCUCGGGAAAAACCACGCUGGCCAGACAGCUGCAGCACGACUACCCCAGAGCCCUGAUUUUCAGCACCGAUGACUUUUUCUUCAGGGAAGAUGGCACCUAUGAGUUCAACCCCAACCUCUUGGAGGAAGCUCAUGAGUGGAACCAGAAAAGAGCAAGGAAAGCAAUGCGGAAUGGCAUAUCCCCCAUUAUUAUUGAUAACACCAACCUGCACGCCUGGGAAAUGAAGCCCUAUGCAGUCAUGGCUCUUGAGAAUAACUAUGAAGUUAUAUUCCGGGAACCUGACACUCGCUGGAAAUUCAACGUUCAAGAGUUAGCAAGAAGAAACAUCCAUGGGGUCCCAAAAGAAAAAAUACACCGAAUGAAAGAACGGUAUGAACACAAUGUUACCUUUCACAGUGUCCUUCAUGCAGAAAAGCCGAGCAGAGCGAACAGAAACCAGGGUAGGAACAGUGAACCGUCCAGCGGCUCGGGGUACUGGAACACCUACACAGAGCUCCCCAACUGGAGGGCUAAUGGCCUCUACUCCAACGAGGGCUACAGAAGGGGUGGCCAUCACCAAGGAUAUUAAUGGCCCGGGCACAGCCACUGCAGAAUUUUCCUAGAGAAAGUUUCUACUUCAAUUUUUGGUAUUUAUUCUUUGUUCAGGGUUAGCCAGAGCUCUAAGUCCAGUGUAAAUAGCUGAGCCCAGAAGUUUCUGAACAGAGGUCAUUCUAUUUAUUAUCUCCAACAAGUGAUGUCAGCGUGCGCCCGUACUCAUGGUCUGAUGCUGGGGACCUGCUGAGGAGUCAAGGGUCUUUCUCCAGGGAAAGAAUUGAAUUGAAAUUGAAAUCCAAGAUUAUCAAUUAGUUGCUACAGUCAUGAAUAAAACAAGAUGCUACUAGUACAUGUCUAUAGGCUACAGUACUACUGUCUCUGACAGAUCCAGCUUCUCCACAGAGCUGGAGAAGUGAGGGAGGCAGAGGCAGGAAGCAGCUUAGUGCCAUUGCCGCUUUGAUGAUCUAUCUGCCUCCAGAGACCUGAACUGUCACUUUAAUGGCACUGAUUUUCUUUUAGACCUAAAGUGCAAAAGUGUUCAAGGUAACAUUAGGGGAGUUACCCCUCUGUUAAAAAUGCCUGUGAAUUCUUAGUAACAAAGGCAACUGACCCUGUAGACAGCAGUGUCAGGACAAACUCCUCCCUCUAGCUUGUAGUCUAACAGUGUAAAUAAUCCUGCUUUCGAAAAAUACCAGUUUUUAAGAAUCAUCAAGUGAUUUCUAAAAUGAUGCCUGUAACGUGUUAUUAAUUAGUAACCCAGUUGUUUAGGAGUGCAAAGCAAGGACGCAGCCAGGGUGUAGGUGAUACAAGGAGAUACGAAAGCCAUGCCCACUAGAUGAGCAGUCUGGCUGUUGUAUGUGGUGUUGAGACAGUAAACUGUGGAAUGCCCCUCAUAUCAAUUAUGGGUGUAUGAGUCCAAAUUAAAUCCCAGCAGGCUGGAGUCAGAUUCAUUGGUACGAGAAUGUGACAAGACCGUGUGAAAUGUAUGCUCUAUUUAUUUUUGGCCAACAGCUUCUUUCUAAUGUUUUGUGAGAUAUUAUUUUAAGUGUCUUAUAUAAUGGUGCUUUUAUGGUUAUUAAAAUUGUAUAUGGUAUUGAAUUUAUAUUGGGUUUUCCAUUGAAUUUAUUUUUUGUUUAACAACAAAACAUUUACCAAAACCCAAGGACUUCACCCAAAAAAUAACCUUUGCAUAUAUAAUAGGCUUAUUCUUGAAUCAUUGUUAAUAACUGGGAGGAAUGAAGGGCAUACAUUAGAAAGCCUACCUGCCAUGCCAUUAUCAACUGUUGGAAUCUACUCAACAUCUUCCUGACAAUAAGCAACACACUUCCCUAACAUUUUCCAAAUUGGUGUCUUAGUAAUAAGUAAUGUUAUAUAAAAAUAACUAACACCAAUAAUAACAAUAACAAAAAGCCCAGAUGAUGAGUCUCAUAGUAAAUUGGGAUGAAUCUGCCAUUUUAAGUUUGCACAUGGCAGUCCUGUAGCAAUUCAUUUAGUUUUCUUACCUGCCAGACCCAGGUAAUUGUUGGAAUCAUAGCCUGUAUGCUGCCUGUGUACAUGACUUUGGUAUGGAUGGCUUCAUGCAUCUAAGUUGGCAAAGGGGAGAAGGGUCAGAGGCCAAAUGGAAUUCCCUUCCUCUGGUUCCACACGUGCAGCCAAAGGACAGGAUCCUCGUUCUCUGAUGUGGCUGGUUGGCUCUCAGAGCUUUGGUUUGCCUGGGCUGAGACCAAAGACCACAAUAAAAGGCUUUGGCUUUUGGCCCAGAGGCUUCUCAGAGCUCUCAAAGUACUGCCCAACCACGUCUCUGCUUUCUUCUACAUGGAAAUACCAAAAUACUUGGUUUGGAAGCAUAAAAUUGAUUAAACGCCACCAAGCUUAUCCCAAAAACCAACUGAUUAAAUGCUACCAAGUACAUAUUUAAAAGCAAUACAUACUUUCCCUUUCGACUCCUCUGGCUUCUGUCUUAUGGACCCUUUGAACAGCCAUCACUGACUCCCGUUACUAUAGCUCCACUUGCAUUAUUCAUAGAAUUAGCUGAGCACUCUGCAACCAAAGGCUCUCAUUAAGAAUAAGUAACACCAAAUGCUUUUGCCAUUCAUCCCCAGUCAUAUAGUACACACUGUGGGCUUUAACCAUUGUCACUUUCAGAAGGAAAAUAUGCACACCUAGCAAAGUUUCAUACUUUGUUCACUCAGCAUGGAUGUUUAUGGCUUAUGUAAGGCAUCUGUACUAGCUGUCUGUAACUGGUGGCCUGAGAGAACGGAGAACAGAACAGCACUUUUGACAGGAUUCACAAGAAAAACGGUUAAAUAUCAGCUGGGUGGAAGUGGCUCACACCUUUGAUCCCAGCACUUGGGAGGCAGA
Molecule: messenger RNA, 3160 nt
Organism: Mus caroli (Ryukyu mouse)
Lineage: Eukaryota; Metazoa; Chordata; Mammalia; Rodentia; Muridae
Gene: N4bp2l1
Product: NEDD4 binding protein 2 like 1
Source: RefSeq, a predicted model, not a curated record